UAUAUAGUGCAUCGUUAUAGAGCCAGACAUAGAACCGGAAUCAGAAAUACAUACACCCAAACACGCAGACAAUUUGCCCGGCUGAUCCAUCCCAGAUAUAAGUGAAGUGACGUGAAGUUUACCAGAUGGAUAAUUGGAAUGUUUUGGCAGCGCAAACAACAGCCCAAGCUAUUGGACGCGACGAUGCGGUGGUAAAGACGCGACUGACCAUCGAGAAGCUGCCCGACAAGGUGCUGCUGCACAUCUUUUCGUAUCUGUCGCAUCGCGAGAUCUGUCGCCUGGCUCGGAUCUGUCGUCGCUGGCGUCAGAUUGCAUAUGAUACGCGCCUCUGGAAGAAUGUGUCCCUCAGGCCGGAAGUGUCCGGUCUGCAUGUGGGCUCCCUGGAGAUGCUGCUACAGCUGAUAUCGGUGAGAUUCGGGCCGACGCUGCGGUACAUCGAACUGCCCAUCGAGCUGAUCACACACACGGUGCUCCACGAGCUGUCCGGAAAGUGCCCCAAUCUGACGCACAUGCUGCUGGACUUCUCCACGGCCAUGCAGCUGCACGAUUUCAGCGAGAUGCAAACCUUCCCCACCAAGCUGCGUUACAUGUGCAUCUGCCUGUCGGAGGUGAUCUUCAUGGAGGGUUUCAUGCGAAAGAUCUACAACUUCAUCAAUGGCCUGGAGGUGCUCCACCUCAUUGGCAGCUACGAGAAGUGCGAGGAGGAUGAGGAGGAGAUCUACGAGGUCAUCAAUGUGCACAAGCUCAAGUCGGCGACGCCCAAUUUGCGUGUAAUCAAUCUGUACGGCAUCAACUUCAUAGAUGACUCGCACAUCGAUGCCUUCAGCUCCAAUUGCAUCCAGCUGGAGUGCCUGGCCGUUAACUUUUGCAACAAGGUCACCGGAUCCACCCUCAAGACCCUCAUCCAGCGCUCCAAGCGUCUGACCUGUCUGCUCAUGAACGGCACCAGCCUCAAGUCUGAGUUUGUGAUGCAGGCGGAGUGGGACAAGUGCGCGCUCCAGGAGCUGGAUAUCACGGCCACCGAUCUGUCGACUGAGUGCCUGGUGGACAUGCUGACGCGCAUACCCAGCCUGAAGUUCCUCUCCGCUGGACAGAUCAAUGGCUUCAACGAUAGCGUGCUCAAGCUGUGGAUGGAGUCGGGAAACACCAGACCUCUCAUUUCUCUGGAUCUGGACUCCUCGGACAACAUCUCCGAUGAGGGAUUGCUGAAGUUUCUGCAGCGCCACGGGCAUCAGCUGAGUGCCUGCUGCCUCUCGGGCAUGCCACACAUCACGGAUCAGCUGUGGAUGAGCAUCCUGCCGCUGCUGGGCAACUGCAAAAUAGUUGUCAUGGGCACGGCGGAGAAGCUGGGCGUGAACAUCCAUGUGGAUCAGCUUAUGGACACGAUUGCCUCCAACUGCGGCAACCUGGAGCGUCUCGAGCUGCGCUGGGAUCCCGACAAUCUCCGUUUCUCCGACAAGAGCCAAAAGGCCAUCGACAUUCUGCGCGUCAAGUGCCUCAAGCUGCGCUGCAUGGUACUCAGCGAUGGUCGCUACUAUGAGACGGUCAAGGCAAACUUUGAGCGCGCCGAUCGCAUCACUGUGGUGCGUACCACGACCUGCUGCCGGGUCUCUCCAUAUCAUCUACUGCGCAACUACAACGAUUUGAUCUUUAACUAAAACCAAGUGGAUAGAAUUGGGAUACAUACAGUGCGUUUCAUAAGAGUUCUCUCUCUCUGUCUCUCGCUCGUUACACGAACUUUGAAUUAAUUGCUUCCUCAAUGUUAAUUCUUUUGUGCCCGUUCCACGGUGCAAUCCAUCCCUCUUAUGGCUGCCUCCGCCCCCACCACAUAUCUCUAGUCAAAAAGUCUUUACAAUCGUUUCUGUGUGGUUUGUUUAUCGCUUACAUUAUAUUGUGUUUUGUUGUUUGUUUUCUGUAUUUUCCGCUUCUUUCGUUUGAUUAAAUUAAAUCUAAAUAAACGUACAUAGGUAAUUUAAAUAAAAACAAGAACAAAGGA
Messenger RNA from Drosophila obscura, 1996 nucleotides. RefSeq names its product F-box/LRR-repeat protein fbxl-1 (gene FipoQ). Gene Ontology annotation, biological process: positive regulation of protein ubiquitination; SCF-dependent proteasomal ubiquitin-dependent protein catabolic process. Gene Ontology annotation, molecular function: protein binding. Lineage: Eukaryota; Metazoa; Arthropoda; Insecta; Diptera; Drosophilidae. The coding region runs from base 126 to 1658 and encodes 510 amino acids. The record is from RefSeq and is a predicted model, not a curated record. Gene Ontology annotation, cellular component: SCF ubiquitin ligase complex. The transcript has 6 exons.